Messenger RNA from Penicillium nucicola, 2181 nucleotides. RefSeq lists its product as uncharacterized. The record is from RefSeq and is a predicted model, not a curated record. The coding region runs from base 1 to 2181 and encodes 726 amino acids. Gene Ontology annotation, molecular function: actin binding. NCBI's taxonomy places the organism in Eukaryota, Fungi, Ascomycota, Eurotiomycetes, Eurotiales, Aspergillaceae. Gene Ontology annotation, biological process: actin cytoskeleton organization. The transcript is spliced from 4 exons.
AUGGCCGCGUUGGUUCAAACGAUUCCGCAAAGUAGUACGGUACCUGUGCUUCAGACGCGUCCUUCCUCCUCUUCCGGCACCUUCAACGCCCAAAAUCAAGCCUCGCAUAUCCAGAGCAUGUCGUGGACUUCCUUCAAUGGAAAUUCUGGAAACUAUCGAGCAGGACAUCCGGUAGUGGCGCCUUACGCCUACAAUUCAAAUCUGGGGCAAUCGUCCCCAAACCGCCAGUCGUGGUCUCCCCAUCUCCGCCCAGAACAUCGCGCCUUUUCCGCUCCUACUUCCCCCCAAGUCCCGGGGAAUCAGGCCUACGCUACCCCCCGAAACCCCCAUAUUGCAGCUGGCUCUGUAUCGAAUUCUUCUUCUUCCAACUCUUCCUUUCGUUCCCAUGCUUCCAAGGACGACAGUGCACUUCCCUCGAGGCAACCGAGGAGUGAUCAGCCGCUCCGCCCCCUAUCCACCGCCAACCUCCCUUCCCCUUCCGUUAUGAACAUAAACUCCCCCAAGCCCUCUCCGAACCGUUAUCGCCGUGCCAAUCAACGGGCGGAAGCCGCGGCAUCGACUGCAACUCCUGCUCCAGUCCCGACCGUGGUGGUUGACGAUCACAGCACUCCAACUGUGCCUCGACCGAGCAUGCAUACCCGAGUGGUCAGUGUAGAUGAUGUAUCACAUGGCGAGAGAACACAGCCAGAGCGCUACCGACGUCGAAGCUUGGGCAAUAUGGACUCCUCCGCGUAUCCCAACCUGCAACUGGAUCUCCAGUCUGCUGCGCCCGGACCUGCCACGGGACCUGCAUCGGGACCUACAUCAGGACCCUACGACUUCAUUGCUUUCGAUACCAAUCCCACUCCACGGCCAGUGUCUUCACACUCUCACCGAGACAGCCUCGGUAGUAAUCACUCGGCUCAGUCAUCGACUUCAUCGACCCCUGACUCCAGCUCUGCGACAAGUAAGACCGGCAAGUCUGAUGACAAACGAACCACCAAACCAUCGCCUUUGUCACAACCUGUCUCGACAGAAACUGACACCCCCAAAACUACUCCUCAACCCGAAACACGCAAAGCGACUCCUCCUUUAGAUUCCCCCGCUGCAAAGCGUCUAAAUGAUUUGAAAAAUGAAUCGAAGCGCCCCGGCAAAUCACGUCUGAGACGGGCGUUCUCCUUUGGCAGUGCCUCUGAACUCCUCAAGAACUCAGCACAAACCAAUGCUGCCAAGCGAGAAGCCAUUCAGCUUGAGAAGGAGCGCCGUGAAGCGUUGAAGGAAGAGUUGGGACCUGAGCAGGCCGCAAUUGCCGAGCAACAGGAGCUGAGUGGAUUGGGUAACAGCAUCUACUCUAACCAGGGUCACUUCUUCACCGGAUCUACGGACAACCUCUCCGUCUCAUCCACCGCCUCGUCUGCUUCGAUGAUGCUACGCAAAAUGGGCAAAGGAAUGAAACGGUCAACUCGCUCAUUGGUUGGCAUGUUCCGACCGAAGUCAGUCGCCAGCAUCGGUUCCAUCGAGGCACCGGCUGGUGAGACUCCGCCCCCGCAGAUCACUGUCGUCAAUGUUGAGGCGGAGAGGGAGACCGUCGCUGCCAACCCAGAUCUCCAGGGAAUGCCCCGUGGAAGUACAGUCUUCCCACGAGUCGAGGGUGGUUCAGACAUGAGACGGUCUAUUUCCGUCCGGGAAAGAGCUGCAUCCGAAAACUCCCAGUCGCGUAGAAGCAUUGUGGGAGGAGACCGUGAGCGUGCGGAGAUCUUGGCCGCGGUUCGCAAGGGUAUCCUGAAAAAAACUCCCUCCGACCUUGGUGCCUCGCCACAUGCAACCAACGGUGGCGACUCACCGCACUCCAGUGCACCUCCCACACCCGAUGAGGCCGCACGAUCGCCCGCUCACCAGACCGACUCUGUCAAGAUCGCUGGGGAAGAUUACUUCCUCUCGAGCGCAGGACGUUUCACAGCCUCCGAGGCCAAGAGUGCACCUAUCACUCCCCAGGCCGUUGCCGGUAGAAAUAUCGUCUUCAGCCCUCGCAUUCAGUUCCACGAGACUUGGCCUAGUGGCGAGUACGAUCGACGUGGAGAGAUUGCGACCUGCAACCGUUUAACUCCCCUCCUUGCUCAGCAAAUUCGGGAGGAAAUCAACAACUUCAAAAUGGAGAUGGAAGUUCAUGAGAAUUCCAAAAUCUACACGCACUUCAUCUAA